GUGUACGUCUGUAAACAAACUGACGCGUCGUUUUACUUGUAAUCAAACUGUAAACAGGAAGCAUUAAGAAUUCAUAUUUAACACGUAAUAUUAAUGUGCAUUCGAUCAUUGUUGACAGAGCAGUGAUCGAUAAGUGAUUAACGCUCCCUGUCACGUGACCGUUUCCCUGCUAACAACAUGGCUGCCGAGGACCUGCCGUCUGAAUUUGACGUCGUCAUUCUGGGCACAGGUCUCGCUGAGUCGGUGGUCGCAGCAGCGUGUUCCAGAGUCGGACAGAGAGUUCUCCACCUCGACCGGAGGAGUUAUUACGCAGCGAACUGGGCCAGCUUCACCUUCAACGGCCUGCUCACCUGGAUAGAACAGCAGCAUGAGGAGUCUCCUUCUGAGGAGGUCCAGGAUUGGUCGAGCCUGUUGGAGGAAGGGGAGGAACUGAUCUACCUGUCGAAACCUGACUCCGCCUCCAUCACUAACCUGCAGGUGUUCUGUUUCAUCAGCCCUGAGACACAGGUGUCAUCUGUUUUCAGUGAAGAAGAUGAGGAGGACGAAGCUCAGAGUCAUGAUCCUCCAAACACCACAGAAGAAGAAACGGGAGCUGAUGAUGAAAACGCUGCUAAAGAGACAUCAGAGACAGAACCUGCAGAUUCAAACGACAAAGAAACAAAAGAGGAACCAGAGGAAGCAGCUGACGGAGGAGAGGAUGGACAGGUGAGGAGGUCACAGGCUGCUCACACACAAGGGGAGGAGCCAGAGGGAGAUCAGCCGUGCCUCCAUGCCACUCAAAGCCAAUCGGAGCCAACCAGGAAGCAGAUUAGCUAUGCUCAGCUGGUCAAAGAAGGACGUAGGUUCAACAUCGACCUCGUCUCCAAGCUGAUGUAUUCUCGCGGCUCAUUGGUCAAUCUGCUCAUCAAAUCAAACGUCAGCCGCUAUGCAGAGUUCAAGAACGUCACCAGGAUACUGACCUAUCGCCAUGGCAACGUGGAACAGGUGCCCUGCAGCAGAGCUGAUGUGUUUGCCAGUCGUCAGCUGUCUGUGGUAGAAAAGAGGAAGCUGAUGCGUUUCCUCACUUCCUGUGUGGAGGAGACAGAGGAGCAGCAAGCUUACAAUGGUCGGCCAUAUUUAGAGUUCCUGCGUGACCAGCAGCUCGGAGACAACCUGCAGCACUUCCUGCUUCACUCCAUUGCCAUGGUGACAGAGGAUACAGCCACAGAGGUGGGGCUCGCCUCUACACGUCACUUCCUGCGCUGCCUGGGACACUACGGCAACACGCCUUUCCUAUUUCCUGUCUACGGCCUUGGGGAGAUACCUCAGUGUUUCUGUAGGAUGUGUGCUGUGUUUGGAGGAGUCUACUGUCUGAGACACUCAGUCCACUGUCUGCUGGUCAACAAAGACACCAACAGGUGUAAAGCGGUGAUUGACAGUCGAGGACAGCGAAUCAGCUGCAGCCAUUUUGUGGUGGAGGACAGCUACGUGGCCACAGAGAGGAAGAAGGUGGCCACGCCCACCAGGUCCCUCAGCAGAGCUGUCCUGAUAACUGACGGCUCCGUUCUGCCCGGCGACUCAGACCAGCAGGUUUCCUUGGUAACGGUUCCUCCAGUGGCAGCGGGGUCUCUGGCGGUGAGGAUGGUGGAGCUCUGUCCGUCCACGAUGACCUGCAUGCCUGGAACCUGUGAGUCAAACACACCUGGUGUGUUACCUGCUGACAGAGCUGUCCCCUCCUCAGACAUGAUGUCCUGUAACACAUGCUUCCUGUCAGGUUUCCUCAGUCUCAUGAUCAUCGCUCGGCUUCUUUCGCUUCCUGUGAGAUUAAAAAUACGACGGCUGUUUGCUGGAUGGAUCCCUGAGCUUUUCCAGGUCCAUUAUUUCCACACAGCGUUAACAGAGAUGGAGCGAGUGAGAGUCUGCAGCAGCAGGAACACUGAUUAAUGACACACACACCCACACACACACCACAAGUGUGUGUUACGCCUGUCAGAUCAUCAUCACCAUCUUCCUCUGUGGUGUCCUGAUGCUGCGGCGUGAUUGGUUACUGAGUCAGUGGGCCUGAACUCCUUCAAAACAAAACAUCAUUCAUCUAAACACACACACACACACUCACACACACACACACACUCACACACACACACUCACACACACACACACACACCCACUCACACACACACACUCACACACACACUCACACACACACACACACACACACUCACACACACCCACACACACACACUCUCACACACACACACACACUCACACACACAUGAUUCAGGUGUUCCUCUUCCUGCUGGAGAACCAGACGUUCUGCAGUAAACUGGAACCUCUGAGGAAGUUCUGAGGCUCUUUGAGAGUUUCAGUUUUAUCGUGGAGAUGUGAGCGGUUCUUCGGGUUCUCAGGGUGAUUUACAAGGUCUUUAAGGAACAUGAAUGUGUGUUGAAAAGCUCCCUGAAUGAUCACUGAGGAGGCUCCCCCUGUGCUUCAGUGUGAAGAUAAUAUUUCCAGACCAGAACGUGAAGAACCACGAAGUCCAUCGGACUGUCACUCAGCAGGUUACCAUGGAAACCCAUGUCAGCCUGGCUGUUACCAUGGAGAUGGCAGUCAUCAGAUGUUUUCCGUCUC
Messenger RNA from Toxotes jaculatrix (banded archerfish), 2607 nucleotides. It is a transcript of the gene chm, whose product is annotated as CHM Rab escort protein. Gene Ontology annotation, cellular component: cytoplasm; nucleus; Rab-protein geranylgeranyltransferase complex. Gene Ontology annotation, biological process: small GTPase-mediated signal transduction; intracellular protein transport; protein geranylgeranylation. The transcript has 15 exons. Lineage: Eukaryota; Metazoa; Chordata; Actinopteri; Toxotidae. The coding region runs from base 178 to 1923 and encodes 581 amino acids. Gene Ontology annotation, molecular function: GDP-dissociation inhibitor activity. The record is from RefSeq and is a predicted model, not a curated record.